This is a messenger RNA of Dacryopinax primogenitus, 900 nucleotides long. RefSeq lists its product as uncharacterized. The transcript is spliced from 3 exons. NCBI's taxonomy places the organism in Eukaryota, Fungi, Basidiomycota, Dacrymycetes, Dacrymycetales, Dacrymycetaceae. Bases 1 to 900 code for a protein of 299 amino acids. The record is from RefSeq and is a predicted model, not a curated record.
AUGUCUGCCCCCACUCCAUCACCCAGCCCUAUAUGCUAUGUAUUUGAAAAGUCGACGUUUUUCCAAAACAAUCCUCACGCUUGCUUACCCACCCCGGCCGAAGUGCGUGCACAGUGCAAGUUCCCGGGCGCCAGUAUCGAAUCAUUCGGGCUAUAUCCGCCGCCAGCACGGUUCCCUCACCUUGGUCUACUCGUAAAGUUCGGUCAUGGCGCGUCCGUCACCGAAGGCGAGUGCCUAGCAUUCCUCAGACGGCAGGGUAUCACCUUUGCGCCGGAGAUUUACGGUUGGACGACCGAGGGGGAUGUUGUCUAUCUCUACAUGGAGCUCAUUCCCGGUGUCACCCUCAGUCAGCGAUGGGACUGGCUGUCCGCGUCACAGAAGGAGGCCAUCGCCCUCGAGCUCAACGAGAUGAUGGGAAAGGUGAGAUGUGUCCAUUUGGACUCGAGCACGCCCUACAUUGGAUCCGUUGGUCGACGACCGCUGCAGGACAGGAUCCUCGAGCAGCGUAGAGGGGCACCGCUCAUGACGUUCGACUCUGUAACCGCACUGCAUGACUUUUUCAUGCGGCCCACUCUGUUCGACCCCACGGUGCAGCAUCCCCACAGAGGCGACCUUCCCGACGACGUUGAAAUCCAGCUCACGCAUGGGGAUCUGCACCUUGGCAACAUCAUCGUGUCCGCGCCGUCGUGGUGGACAAAGGAGGGGCUGGUGCCGCACGUUAUGGCAAUUGUUGACUGGCACCAAGCUGGCUGGAUGCCGUCCUACUGGGAGUACUGUAAAGCGCUAUGGACUGUCAGCCCUGAUCGCGAGGAGUGGGCAACAGCCUACCUUCCCAAGAUCAUCGACUGCCCCGCAGUAGUUGGGGCGUGGUUACAACGCGCCGCUGAGUUUGCCGUGUAG